Molecule: messenger RNA, 2835 nt
Organism: Pseudozyma hubeiensis SY62
Lineage: Eukaryota; Fungi; Basidiomycota; Ustilaginomycetes; Ustilaginales; Ustilaginaceae
Exons: 1
Coding region: 1-2835 (944 amino acids)
Source: RefSeq, a predicted model, not a curated record
AUGGUCAGUCACAUUCCCUCAGAUACGAGACGCUCUGGUAGCGAUAAGGAUGGCUUGAAUUUGCCAUCUUUCAGGGACCUUGUGUCAUUUCGUGGUACCGUUGCACGAACCAAUACCACUGAUGCAUCAUUCUCAACGCGCGGGCACGAAGAGGCCAACGUCACAACAUCGUUGCCUCGACGUCAUGUCGAAGAGUCAUUCAAAGUGGUUGGCGUUCAGCGUGCCGAACAUCGCGCUGAUCAUCGACACACGACACAGCAUCUUCCGCACCGUGGUCGUCAACAGGUUCGUUCCGAAGGAGUAUUGCAAGAACAAUGUCACUCGUCCCUGACCCGCAACCAACGCUGCGACGUUUUGCCUUCAUGCCAGUCUCGAAGCGGAGAGCGUUAUUAUGCGCAAGAUGUCGAUUUCCGAAGCGUGCAGCCCCAUGCUGAGCGGGCACGCGAAGGCUAUGAACAUCCCUGUCAAGAUAGAGUCGAUUCGCGCACUUUCUCAAAGUCUGAGCCGCCACGGCGUGAGGUCGCUCCAACAUCGCACGAGAUGGUGCGUACUACGGAAAAGUACCAACCUAUCGCCCCUUACCCUUCCAACGGCCGGUCGACGAGAAUCGAGACCUCGAAGGUGCCCGAUAUCUCGCGGACCGUUGAGAGUGACCGUCGACGAUUACAGGUUCAGGUCGUCAAGCCCCCGGCACCACGCUCCGACUCGCGCUGGCAGCCUUAUACCCAAAACGAUCAUCCCCACCGAUCGCUGAGCGGUCAAGUCUCAGAGAGGCAUCACCAAGAAGAGACCAUAUUAGUACGACCACAGCCACUAGGCACACAGCAUCAUCAUGUGCGUCCCUCGCUGGCACCUCCAAGCUCAUCCUUCAACCAUCUUCGGAGAGAAGUCAGUCCUCGAUCCAAGCUUUAUCUUGUCGGAAGCGAAGGAAAAAAGUUCAACCCUGCUUGUCGUCACGAAGAGUCUCCGCCACUACCGAGCCGUCACGACCGAGCCAGAACGUUCGAUUACUCUUGCGCUCGUCUACCAAACGAGAUAAGCAUGCGGCCUCCAUUGUCAAAGGCUCGCCCGCCCAAUACAUGGACGGAUCACUCUCACUCUGAAGAACGACACCGACAGGCAGACGAUCGUCGGCCAAGCAUGCAGUUGACUUCUUCGUCGGCUUACGCCGAAGAACAGAGGAUGUACACCGCUCUUCAUUCGCUCUACGGAAGCGACGUCAGGGAUCGAUUGGCAGGUCAGAGGGAGCCGGAGCGUGUGACCAGUGCAAUUGUGGAGAAUUACAAGCGCAAUGGGCAUGAAAGAGUGAAGGGUGGGGUGUCGGGCCGAGCAGUAGCUGGAGCUGCAAGGAGAUUCGAUCAGGGCUUGAUGCAUGACCAUGGAGCUGCUCCGGGUGUAGAUGUUCGAAAAGACCAUGACGGGAGGACUUCAUCAGGUUUGCUCGAGCGACAUGCCUCGAGACCUGUUGCAGCGAAGCAAGAAGGUCAACUCGGGCCGACGGUAGUUUCGCCCAGCUCGUGCAAAUCCUAUCGUCCGAGUCAUGGUCGACCAGAGCCUGCUCUCCAUCUCGAUCGGCGCUACGAGAGCAUCGAUCCGGCAGGACGAUCAUCAGAUGGUGAUCAGCACAGGAGCGAUCACAAGAUUCACGAACAUGAAGCGGAGCUAUACAGCGCUCGCGUGCCGCAUACACCAGGACAACGCCGAUUGCAACCAAGCAGACGUGCUCAAGACGAUCUUCUAUGGACUCAAAACGCAGGGGAGCGAGUCUACAGCCCUCAGGUCAGGAUCCCACCAGCGCUUCCUCUGCCUCGUAGCGCUACACCGGUGGGUACCGUCCUUCAUCAAAUACGGGCUGACCAGAUGGACUCUCAUGCAUCUUCCUCUGCGCAGUAUGAAAUGAGCAGCAGGGCCUCUGGCUAUCAUCGACCAAACGGGAUCAAAGUGUCAGCAUCGGCUCACGAACAGUGGCAUGUACAGGCGUCGAACGAGCAGGAAUCCCACUCCAUCAGUGGAUUCGACGAUCCCAUGCGUUCCGCAAAACAAGUUCCGAAGGAGGGACGGUGCUUUCUGACUAGAGACAACGCGGAGGAACACAUGGACCGUCGUACAGCAGAUCCGGAGCAACAUCGCACAAGUCGGCCUGCCGUCGUACACCAAUCAGAUAAGUCACCUUCCCACCGUCUACUGCCUGCAACUCCCAUUCAUCGGACUACGCAAGUGUUGCAUCGCUCGUCGAGCGGCAGAAUCCCCCAAGCAUCUCGAUCAUCCCCACACUCUCUUCGCAGCAGAGGAGACGAUGCUCGUUAUGAUCAUCAAACACAAGCAGCCGAAGUCAUGAGCCAUUCGAAGAAUCGUCAUCCAGUUCAGCCCGUCCAUCGUCCCGCACCAAGGAUAUCACCGCUCGAAGAUCCUCCGAUCGUCCACCGCAGCCGGGCCCUCCCGCCAGUCAUCGCGUCCCAGCAUACCAGCCUUCAUCAAGCCCAACCUGCCUCUCACGAGCAUGACCAUCACUCAGCUACUGCUAUGCCUGCCCCGCCCACACGACCGAUGAAACGCCAUCGUGCUGAUUCGGACACCUCGCUCGUGAUCAAAGCAUCCCGUUUCACCGUAGUCGAUGAACCUCGACAAGCCGAUGUACGCGGCCCGUCUUGUGGGCUUCGUUCUCCGCCGAGGCAUCUCCGUGCUCCGGAGAGGGAAUCCGGGAGCAGGCAACAAAGGCAUUUGGAUGAUCUGGACGAUGCGAGGGAUGCACAGAGGUUUUCUGGCGAGUCGGAUGCACAGAGUAAAAGUGUCAACGGGUCCGCUCCCAUCACUCCUCCGCUUUCAUCGACCUGA